Molecule: messenger RNA, 669 nt
Organism: Haemonchus placei
Lineage: Eukaryota; Metazoa; Nematoda; Chromadorea; Rhabditida; Trichostrongylidae
Source: the annotation of a GenBank genome assembly
AUGUCUAAUUACGACGGUAUGGGGAACGAUGAAUUGAAGCGAGAACUAGCCAAAUUUGGCCUGAAGCCAAUGGGCAGGAAACGAGCGAUCGCUAUACUGAAGAAAAUUUACUCAGAAGUACAUCCAGUAAUCGAUCCGUCUACACCCACUAUAAGGCCACUCGUUGCCGACCAGAAGGGUGAUGGUACGCCCAUUUCAUCCCGCAACGCGAAGUCGAAAAUUCAACGAAAACGAGGGAAUGUGGUGACGGUAGCGAAGGAUACGGUGACGAUGUCGACAGAGGAACCGUCAAUAUCUAACGUUCGACUGGGUAGUGUGGAUGACGACGAGGAUGAUGAUUUCGCUGAUCUCGGAGAUAAGACAUUGAAUGAGCCACGUGAUGAGCCACUAGAAGAGAGCAUGAUCGAUGAUACAGGGCUUCUACCAAAGGAUUUGGAUGGUAUGACAGACGUGUUUCUCAAAUGGUUACGUCAGCCAGCUAACGACGAUCUGUACAAUCAUCUGCUAUCAUUGCAACCUGUACUCAUUGAAGAACUGCAUCAUCGCAUGUCGCGAGCCGACACGGCUGUCUGUGUUAUUCCAAGGAAAGCGUUAGCAAACAUAUUAGACCGCCUGGGUGUGACUUUUUCAAUGCCUCAAGUCUAUGGACGUACGAAAGCCAGGAAAUGA